Molecule: messenger RNA, 2081 nt
Organism: Centruroides sculpturatus (bark scorpion)
Lineage: Eukaryota; Metazoa; Arthropoda; Arachnida; Scorpiones; Buthidae
Product: 2,3-bisphosphoglycerate-independent phosphoglycerate mutase-like
Exons: 2
Coding region: 200-1735 (511 amino acids)
Biological process (GO): glucose catabolic process
Cellular component (GO): cytoplasm
Molecular function (GO): manganese ion binding
Source: RefSeq, a predicted model, not a curated record
AUCGGCGCGGAGCCGGCUAAAGGAAUAUAAAAAGUAAAGGAGUGUCACCGUCUCCUUCACUUUCCCAUUCAUUUGCCCAGGUUCGUUCUGUUGCUGCUCCUAACUUGAUUAUAAUCAUAUUUAUCUAAUUAUAAACUUGUUAAGAACUCUUAGAAGUCGUUCGCUUCUACAGAAAAUCGGAGUGGUAAAAUUUGUUAAAAUGAGUAACGUUUGCUUGAUUGUCAUCGACGGUUGGGGCAUUUCCGAUGUUCUAGAGGGUAAUGCCAUUCAUUAUGCUAAAAAGCCGGUUAUGGAUGCGUUAGCGCAGAAAGAGGGUCAAUAUUAUACUCUGGAAGCGUCCGGAAAAUUCGUUGGAUUACCGGAUGGAUUGAUGGGUAACAGCGAAGUGGGUCACAUGAACAUCGGCUGUGGACGGGUCAUGUAUCAGGAUAUCGUCCGUAUCAAUAUGGACGUGGCUUCGAAGAAGAUAGUCGAAAACGAAUUCUUUGUAGAGGCCUGCAAAAAUGCCAUUUCUAACACCGGUCGGUUGCAUAUGUUGGGCCUGUUUAGUGAUGGAGGUGUUCACGCCCAUAUCAACCACUUGUUUGCGCUGUUGGAAGGAGCCAAGCUUGCCAAGGUGCCGAAGACUUUCGUCCACUUUUUUGCCGACGGAAGAGAUACCAGUCCCACUAGUGGAGUCAAUUACGUCAAGCAGGUUUUGGAUAAAAUAAAAGAACUCGGAUAUGGCUCUCUCUCCACCGUUAUUGGCAGGUAUUAUGCCAUGGAUCGUGACAAGCGCUACGAAAGGCUGAAAUUGGCUUUUGAGGGGUUGGUGCAGGGUAUGGGAGAAAAAUCUAGUGCCGACACUGUGAUUCAGGCGAUUCAGGCUCAUUAUGAUGCUCCGGAAGCGGAGAGACAGACCGACGAAUUCUUAAAACCGAUCAUUGUCAAUGAGGAAGGGUGUAUUAAGGACGGAGACACUCUUAUCUUUUUAAAUUUUCGAGCCGAUCGCGUUAGACAGAUUUCUGAAGCUUUUGGUAUAGAAAGACAUUUUGAAACAAAUGUUGUACCAAAGAAUAUAAAAAUUUAUACCAUGACACAAUAUAAGAAAGAAUUUCCUUUUGGUAUGCUGUAUCCACCAACUGUACCAAAAAAUGUUUUGUCCGAAUGGAUUGCUAGCAAGAGUCUUCCACAAUUUCAUUGUGCAGAAACUGAAAAAUAUGCACACGUUACCUUUUUCUUUAAUGGAGGACAAGAAACAGCAUUUAAUUUAGAAGACAGGCUAAUGGUACAGUCGCCAAAAGUAGCAACUUAUGACUUGCAACCAGAAAUGAAUUGCAAAGGAGUAGCAGAAGAAAUGGUUAAAGUAAUAGCGACAGAAAAAUAUCCUUUUGUAAUGUGCAACUUUGCACCGCCCGACAUGGUGGGACACACCGGAAAAUACGAGGCUACCAUUAAAGGCGUUGAAGCCACCGACGAGGCCAUAGGGAUGAUUUUAGCGGCCUGUGACAAACAUGGUUACACUCUAGUCAUCACUGCAGAUCACGGUAAUGCAGAAAAAAUGCUCGACCCCAAAGGAGGCCCCCACACCGCCCACACCACAAAUAAAGUUCCUCUGUGUGUCACGGGCUUCCGCAAACUAAAAAACAUCACUCACAGUGCGGCACUCUGUGACGUUGCUCCUACCAUUCUAGAUCUGAUGGGACUGGACAAACCACCCGAAAUGACAGGACAGUCUCUGUUGGCACCCCCUUAAAGAAAGAAGAGAUUAACAUUGACAACCAAUUUGUUUUUCUAAAAUUCAGAAAUAGUUAUUUAUGUUUUAGCUAAUGUAUGUUAAUUUGUUAGGGAUGUUAUUAUUUAAGGUAUUUGAAGUCAAUUUAAUUUUGUGAUAUUAAAUGUAAGCAUUAACUGCUUUUAAGUUAUCGAAAAUAAAUAUAAUUGUGCAUAAAAAAAACAAGUGAUGUUAGUUAAUUGGAAAACUAAAUUUGCAAAUGUUAAGACAUUUUUUUUUCACUUAAUUCUGUGAUCUAUAUUUACCCCAUGUAUAUUGUGAAUGAUGAUGUAGAAGAAGAAAAUAAAUUAAAAAUUUUUUUGAUAUA